AUGGCAGUCACUUCAUCCGUUUCUUACUGUGCGCCGCCCGAGGAGAUCCUCGUACAGCAGCUCGACCUCAUCUACUUCAAGGCAAACAACUCAAUCUCGUUUAAUGUCUCCGCAGCGAGUGUGCUCUCCGAUGUCAAUGUUACCGCCAAUAUCUAUCUCAACAUUUACGGCAUGCAGCCCGUUAAUGAGACCAUAGACCUCUGCAAACUUUUUGGCGGCAUCAUCUGCCCGCUCCCACAGUACAACUUCACAGGCGCAGAUUCUCUCACCCUCCCCUCAUCUUUCUCCAUUACGUCCCACCUCCCUGGCAUCGCAUACGUGAUUCCCGAUCUUGAGGCGUUUAUGCAGCUCACGCUCAUCGAGGUGGGUACGAACAACGUCAAGGCAUGUGUGCAAGCGACUAUCUCGAACGGCUGGUCUAUGCGCCAGUAUGCUGUGGAGUGGGCGACUGCCGCUAUCGCAUUCCUCGCGCUCGCAUUAGCACUGUGGCAGUCUGUGACAACUGGCGCGCUCGCGCUCGCGCCAAUACGCCUGCUCGAUCUACUCGGGCUGUAUCAGACAAUCGCCAUCUCUGGGCUUCUCGGGCUCGACUAUCCGUCUGCCUACACCGCGUUCGCGCUCAAUUUCUCGUGGGCGCUCGGGCUGUUCGCGCAAUCUGCGACCUCGCCCAUGCAGACAUCCAUCAAUAACAUGCGGCGUCUCACCGGGGGUAAUUCAGACGACGCUAGCAGCGCCGGUGCGACUCAGUUCGUGAACCGCAAGCUGAGUCCGUACAACAUCCCGCAAGGCGGAGCCAGUUCCACCAGUUCGCUCUCCUCUAUCUCGCUCGCGAAAAUCGCAGCCGAAAUGCCGACGAACGUCACCGGCUCGUACACGCUGCUCAGGUCUCCUGUCGAGAACGCAACAUCGCUCAUCUCGGACGGAGGCGUGGCCGUCGUGACCGCCCAGUCAUCAAACGUCCUCCAGGCGGGGAUCCCUAUCUAUGUGAACUCAAUCGGCAUUGCAACCGCCGACGCGUUCAUGACCAUCUUCCUGGUUGGCCUUAUUUACCUGGCCGUAGUGUUGGCCGCACUAGCCCUCGGGUUCGCGCUGUACCACGGUGCGCGGCGCACCGCGUGGGGACAGCGGAACCUGCCCAAGCUUCCCGGGCUCGAGGCGGGGUACCUCCCGUUCGCGCACGCAUGGGGCCUCCGGGCGGCGCUGGUGGCAGUAAUACCGAUUCUAGUGUUCACGUUUUACCAAUGGACGCUCAAGGACUCAUGGCUGUCUGACCUCCUGUCCGUCUUUACACUCAUCGCCAUCAUGGUGUUCGUGCUGCCUGCGUUCUACCUCACGCUUCGCCCACAUCUGCCUCGCGUUCUCGCCCGAACCGCGAAUGCCACCGUUCCGGCAUCAAUAUCCCUCUCCCCUCUCACCGCACCGUUCCUGUCCGAGCGCAUCUAUUACCUCAUCCCGCUUCUUCUCUCAGUCGUCGUCAAGGCGCUUGUGACCGCAUUCGGGCAUGCGCAUGGGUUUGCACAAAGCAUCAUCAUUACCGUCAUCGACGGAUUCCUGCUACUCUCCUUGUGCGUGCUAAAGCCGCACCGCACACGCCAUGCAGACGUCCUGCAUGGCUACCUCGCCAUCGUGCGCUUUGUAUGCUCAGGCUUGCUCAUCGCCUUCGCGGAGAGCAUCCAGCUCAUGGCCAUCCCGCGCACGGCCAUCGGCAUCGUCGUCGCAGUCAUCUUCGCGAUCGCCGUCAUCGUCAUGUUCUUCAACAUCCUCGUGAACAUGGGCCUGUGGAAGCUCGUCAAGUUCGUCGUGUGC
Messenger RNA from Postia placenta MAD-698-R-SB12, 1806 nucleotides. RefSeq lists its product as hypothetical. The transcript is spliced from 2 exons. The annotation marks the transcript as partial. The record is from RefSeq and is a predicted model, not a curated record. Gene Ontology annotation, biological process: transmembrane transport; fungal-type cell wall biogenesis. Lineage: Eukaryota; Fungi; Basidiomycota; Agaricomycetes; Polyporales; Adustoporiaceae.